UACUUACUGGUGUGUUCGUCGAGAACGCUUUGAAGCUAGCACAGCCGAACUUUUUCGAGAAGGCGGCAGAGCAUCACAGGGAUCUGGUCGAGCAGGCGAAGGUGUUACAAGAAUUGUGUUGUGAAUGGGACACCGAUGAGAACGGCCUGCUCUCCUACCAGGAAUUUGUCGACAUGGUCUCCCAUCCAAAGGUUAGAAAGUAUUUGGACUAUUUGGGCUUGGAGGUGCCCAGCCUGGAGAUGUUCUUUAGUCUGUUGGCCGAUGAUUGCGGCCAAGUCAGUUGCAAUACCUUCGUGACGGCAUGCAUGCGCUUGCGGGGCGAUGCAAAGUGUAUAGAUAUGAAGCAGCUCUUUUUGGAGGUCAAACUGAGCAGAACCCUCAGAAAAGACAUCAAGGCCAUCAAGCAGGUCCUCAACCAAAGCAUGAUGCAGGAAGGUCCGAUGGGCGUGCCUUCUGCUCCGCCACGCGGAGGGCGUUCCACUGAUGCCGUCAGCAAGCAGUUGUCUGAUGCCGUUAGCAAGCAGCUGUCAGGCCGUGGUGGGAGAAGACCCUCAUUCGACUUGUCCUCAGGGGUGGCGAUUUGAGGCGCGCGACGCAGGGCGCGGUGACAUUGGCUGCCCAGCACCAGGUCUCGACUGCAUAUCUUCGGGUCGCAAAGCGGCCCGCUCCGGAACAGAGCUGGAUGAUCGUCGCUCGUCUGUCUCCUGGCCCCUCUGCUUGUCCCCCCUCCUUACCUCUCAGCAGUUGUCGAGGCGACGGACGGGAGAACGGAGAAGCAUCUCAUGCCGUUGUCUCUCAUGUUGCACCAGGUAUUCCCGAUUGCCUGCGUGAUCCCAUAACAAAGUUCAGUACGAUUUGACGAAUGACGGGAGAUCUGUCUGCAGCUAGAUUGAAAUGUUGACGUCGUGUGGUUCGUUUUCCGACUGCUACAUAUGUAUACGCCAUCAGAAAGAGGUGAUGAAGCAUUGAAUUGUGUGUUGGCUUGUCGGGCGAAGCAGCAGUGCACGGUGCAUGCAUUUGACGGGUUCAUUCAGUUGUAUAUGUUGGGCAAGUCGUAUUCACCUAGUGAUGCCUUUGUUCACCUAGUACUGCCAUAGGCGUAUAAAAGGUUGUAAGAUGAGUGGGCUACGCUGGAUUGUAGUCAACGGGUGCACGUACCCAGUAGUAUUAGUUCAUGAGAACCGUUGCACGUAUGCAAGUGGCACGUGCGAGUAGUAACUAAAACUUGUGCAGUGGAAACUUGAUGCCGUCAGCUGUUUUACUUCCUUGCGAGCUUCAGUCGUGAUGGCGCGCCUCGGACGCGAGUGCGCGCGCCUUGCGUGUACGUGAU
Prorocentrum cordatum is the source of this 1330-nucleotide messenger RNA. NCBI's taxonomy places the organism in Eukaryota, Dinophyceae, Prorocentrales, Prorocentraceae. The record is from the annotation of a GenBank genome assembly.